Messenger RNA from Frankliniella occidentalis (western flower thrips), 3477 nucleotides. RefSeq names its product oocyte zinc finger protein XlCOF6. Lineage: Eukaryota; Metazoa; Arthropoda; Insecta; Thysanoptera; Thripidae. Bases 331 to 2658 code for a protein of 775 amino acids. The record is from RefSeq and is a predicted model, not a curated record. The transcript has 5 exons. Gene Ontology annotation, molecular function: RNA polymerase II cis-regulatory region sequence-specific DNA binding; DNA-binding transcription factor activity. Gene Ontology annotation, biological process: regulation of transcription by RNA polymerase II.
AUACUCAUACACUACACAUCAUACCAUUCAGCAAAACAGUUACUACUCGUACAUUUUGUACGUAUGUUUCAUAUGCUUUUGCGUCCAAGUAUUUAUAUUGUAAAUGAGUUGACAAUCAUCUUUACCCGUAUGAUAUUGGCAGGCUCAGACAACAUCUUACCAAUGUGACAAGAUGCCUUUUUAUACAAUCAUGACCUUUUUGGGGUCUCAUAUUGAAAUGGCUAGUUCUAGCUAUAGCUAGGCUAGUAGUCCAUAGGUCCGACAAUCAACAAUUUGCGUGUGCCCAUCACAAGAUAUUCAGGACACUGUGUUGGAUGACAUGUCCUAUCCAUGACCAGACGGAGGCAUUCAGUUUCGCCGAAGGCGAAUCGCGGCCGCAACAUGACACACGUUUCACCGUGUGUGUUGCAGUUUGCCGGCAAGAUGGUCGGCACGGAAAACAUGGAUGUGCAGCUAUCCGCAGAAGAUCACCGAGCCUAUGGGGCAGCAUCGUCCCAGGUUAUUGCGGGAGCGUCGCAAGUAUUGACAGCUCCUUCACCUGGACUUCAAACUUCACAACAGACAAUCCAAACACUACACGCUGAGACCCCUGUGAUAACACAGGCUAUUCAAGUUUCUGAAUCACUGGCGAAUGCUAUCCAAACUAGCAUUUCUACAACACGUAAAAUCAAUCUUAAGCAUGAGGCAGGGAUAGCAUGGCUGGAACAAGAGAUUGGAAAAGACUUUGAAGUACCGAAGGUCAAAGCAGAUGGAGCCACCCUGCUUCUGUGCCCAUGGUGCUCUGUCCCAUAUGCAGCGCCCAUGUAUCUGGAGCGACACAAAAAACAAUGUCGUAAAAGACUUGAAACUGUUACCCUUGAAGAAGCUCAGUCUCAAGUAGAUGCUCUUGCCCAGGCAGAGGCACAGGUGCAGGUUCAGGUUCAAGCCCAGGCUGCAACUCACAUUCAGCCUCAGGUUCAAACUCCUGUUGCAGUUCAUGCUCAAGAUAUUUCCCAAGUUCACAGUCCUCAAAUUGUUCAACUUCAAGCUGCUCAGGUGCCUCCGAAUCCCAUUCAUGCUGCUCAAGUUCAAUCUGCACACUUACAAGCUGUUCAAGUACAAUUGCAGGGAGGACAAGUUCAAGUUGCCCAGUUAAACGGUCAGUCUGUAAUGCUAAGUAUGGACAGAGUUGCACAUGUAUGUGGAGUGACUCGGGGCACUUGUAAUCGUUGCUCCCCCUCAAAAGUAUUACGCAAUUCAAUUACUCCCAGCAUAACAGUAGAAGAAGUUCCAAUUGAUAUAGCUUGUUCCCAACUCUUCACGCAAGAACGUGAUAUAACUGAUAGUGUGGUGUACCUCGACAGACCUUUUUGUUUUACAGUUAACAAUAAGGGUUUUCUUACUGCUGAUCCUAAACCAAACUCUAAUCUUACUGGUAAACAAUUUAUAUGCCCUGAGUGUGGGGAGCGUUUUUCAAAAAAUAGCCUUUUGAAAGAGCAUUCUAAAACUCAUGCUGGGGAAAAGCCUUUUGGUUGUAUUGAAUGUGGGAUGAGGUUCUCAUGUAGCACUCUGUUGAAAGAUCAUUGUAGAUUUCAUGCAGGAGAAAAAGAAUUUGGCUGUACAGACUGUGGAUUGUGGUUUAGCACUAGUGAGCAACUUACCGAACACUUUCGUGCUCACCAACAUGAAAAGGAGUUUGAUGAAUAUUCAGAACGCAGAGAUUUAUAUGUUAGAGCUGAAAUCAAAGAAACAUCUCCGUCACAGCAAAUAACUCUAGUUAAGACCAAGAAAGAAAAACCAUUUGUCUGCCUUGAGUGUGGAGAGAGAUUUGCUCAAAAUAGUGAUCUUAAACGUCAUGCAAGUGCUCAUAAUGGUGACAAACAUUUUUCCUGUACUGAUUGUGGACAGCGGUUUACUCGCAGUAGUCAUCUGAAAGAACAUGCUCGUGUUCAUACUGGUGAAAAGCCAUAUGGUUGCACCAGCUGUGGAGAAAGAUUCACCCGCAGCAAAAGCCUAAGGAGGCAUAGUUUAGUUCAUACUGGUGAGAAGCCUUUUCCUUGUACCUUCUGCAAAGAAAGAUUUACUCAAAAUAGUGAUUUAAAACGUCAUCUUUUAAUUCACACUGGUGAGAAACCAUUUGUCUGCUCAGAAUGUGGUGAAAGGUAUACGAGGAGCAGUGGACUCAAAGAACAUUUUAGGGUACAUACUGGUGAAAAACCGUUUGGCUGUAGUGACUGUGGUCAAAGAUUUACUCACAACAGCGAUCUCAAACGUCAUGUUCGUAUUCACUCUGGUGUGAAACCUUUUUCGUGUAAUUGCGGAGAACGAUUCACUCAGAAUAGUGAUCUGAAGCGUCAUAAACGAAUACACACUGGAGAAAAACCUUACGGUUGUACAGAAUGUGGAGAGCGUUUCACAAGAAGCAGUGGUCUGAAAGAGCAUUACAGAACCCAUACAGGAGAAAAGCCUUUCGUCUGUGCUGAAUGUGGACAACGUUUCAUAAAAAACAGAGACUUGAAGAGACACAAUCGUAUCCAUACAGGAGAGAAGCCUUUUUGUUGCACAGAAUGUCCUCAAACAUUUACUCAAAAUAGUGACCUAAAACGGCAUGCCAAAGUCCAUCAACAGAGUAGAAUUGUUACUUAUAAUGAGGCCAUUCCUGAAGCAAGAUAUUUCUAGCAGAUCUCUCAAAGAUUUAGAAGAGAAAUGCACUCUGUCUUUUGUAUGUUGCCAAUAUGUCACUUGUUACUUUUCUUCAAUGGUAUUUUGUGAGCCUGUUAUGUUUUUCAUACAUAUGUUUUGAGAAGUUUUUUUACUUCCUUUUAGGCUUUAUUUCUGGUUUCUUGUAUUGUUAGGUGUUAACUUGUUGUAUUUGAAUGUUUUGGAUGUUGUUUGUAAUCAUGUAGCAAUAUUUAAUAAUUUAAUAUUCUGUUAUUGUCAAUAAGAUCUGUGAUCUUCCUGUCAGAUCUGUAUGGAAUAAUUGUUUAUUUAUAUCUCAAUAGGAGUAUAUCAUUUAUAGAAAUCUCAAGAGAGGAAUCUAUUCGCUAAAUGUAACAACUCUUGACAUCUUGGCCCACAGUUCUUUUCCAUCAUCCCCAUUCUCAGAUAUUAUUAAAUUGUUGACUGAAAAGCACUUGAAUAUUUUGCUGUCACCUAUUUGGCAAAAGAAUUUUAUAUUGAAGGAAACAAUUGAAAAGAAUUUAAGACUGUGGGAUUAUUCAGGGUGGUGCAUCAUUGUCUUUUCUGAAGGCAAGCCGUCUAUAAUCUAUGUAUAAUGCAAGAUGUAGGUGUGUGUGUGAUGCACUUUUAUUAAUGUUGAUAGACUGAACCAUCUCUUGUAUCAUUGUCCCAUCUCAUAAAACAUAACAAUAUGAUGAUAGUUUUAUAGCUAUCUGUUGGUGUAAAGCAUGAGGCUGAAGCCUUUGCUUGGGCUUGUUUUGACAAUAUGUUUCAUACUUUGUUGGAUAAUUUCAUGAAAUACAGUACAAUUGGAACUAA